AUGUAUUCCACGGCUCGUUCAGAUACAUUAUUCCUCGGAGCCCAGAAAAUCUCGGGCGACGACGUCCGUAAUCAGACAGUAUUGGCUACCCAGGCUGUGGCCAAUGUCGUCAAGUCUUCAUUAGGACCUGUAGGCUUGGACAAGAUGCUCGUCGAUGACAUUGGUGACGUGACUGUGACAAACGAUGGUGCAACUAUUUUGUCUUUACUAGACGUGCAGCAUCCCGCCGGCAAGAUCUUGGUGGAAUUGGCCCAACAACAGGAUCGUGAAGUUGGAGACGGUACCACCUCCGUAGUGAUUAUUGCCAGUGAGCUCUUGAAACGAGCCCAUGAGUUGGUCAAGAACAAAAUACACCCCACCACCAUCAUCUCGGGCUACCGUGUGGCGUUGAGGGAAGCUAUCCGUUACAUCAAUGAGGUAUUGUCGCAGCUGGUUGACAGCUUGGGCAAAGACACCAUAGUAAAUAUUGCAAAGACUUCGAUGUCGUCCAAGAUCAUUGGCUCUGACUCGGAUUUCUUCUCCCAAAUGGUUGUGGAUGCCAUGUUGGCGGUUAAGACGACGAAUGGCAAGGGUGAAACAAAAUACCCAGUCAAGGCCGUUAACAUCUUGAAGGCACACGGCAAGUCAUCGACCGAAUCGAUGCUCGUAGAUGGUUAUGCCUUGAACUGUACUGUAGCUUCUCAGGCCAUGGUCAAGUCUGUAAAAAAUGCAAGAAUCGCUUGUUUGGACAUAAAUUUGCAGAAGGCUAGAAUGGCUAUGGGUGUUCAGAUAAAUAUCGACGAUCCAGACCAGUUAGAGGAGAUCAGAAAGAGAGAGUACGGCAUAAUCAUUGAGAGAAUUCGUAAAAUCUUGGGUGCUGGAGCCAACGUCAUUUUGACCACUAAGGGUAUCGAUGACUUGUGCUUGAAGGAAUUCGUGGAAGCUGGCGCCAUGGCAGUCAGACGUUGUAAGAAGGAAGACUUACGUAGAAUAGCCAGAGCCACAGGUGCUACAUUAGUAAGCAGUUUGUCCAACUUAGAAGGUGAAGAAACCUUCGAUGCUUCGUCAUUGGGUUCUGCUGAAGAAGUUGUACAGACCAGAAUCAGCGAUGACGAAUGUAUUUUGGUCAAGGGAACGAAGCAGCACUCUUCCUCUUCUAUCAUAUUGAGAGGUCCUAACGAUUACUCUUUAGACGAAAUGGAAAGAUCCUUGCAUGACUCUUUGUCGGUUGUCAAAAGAACCUUGGAAAGUGGCAAUAUAGUGCCUGGUGGAGGUGCUGUUGAAACUGCUUUGAACAUCUACUUGGAAAACUUCGCUACUACAGUUGGCUCGAGAGAACAGUUGGCCAUUGCUGAGUUCGCUAAUGCCUUGUUGGUAAUCCCAAAGACUUUAGCUGUCAAUGCAGCUAAGGAUGCUUCAGAUUUGGUUUCCAAGUUAAGAACCUACCAUGCUGCUUCGCAGACUGCUUUGCCAACUGACAAGAAGAGAAAGUACAAGAACUACGGCUUAGACUUGAUCGAAGGUAAGAUUGUCAACGAAAUCUCCCACGGUGUCUUGGAGCCUACGAUUUCUAAGGUCAAGUCCUUGAAGUCGGCCUUAGAAGCAUGUGUUGCCAUCUUAAGAAUUGAUACCAUGAUUGAGGUCAACCCAGAAGCACCAAAAGAAGACCCUCACGACCAUUAG
Scheffersomyces stipitis CBS 6054 is the source of this 1662-nucleotide messenger RNA. It is a transcript of the gene TCP1, whose product is annotated as chaperonin-containing T-complex alpha subunit. The record is from RefSeq and is a predicted model, not a curated record. Gene Ontology annotation, molecular function: ATP binding; ATP-dependent protein folding chaperone; ATP hydrolysis activity. Gene Ontology annotation, biological process: protein folding. The coding region runs from base 1 to 1662 and encodes 553 amino acids. Gene Ontology annotation, cellular component: chaperonin-containing T-complex. NCBI's taxonomy places the organism in Eukaryota, Fungi, Ascomycota, Pichiomycetes, Serinales, Debaryomycetaceae. The transcript has a single exon.